UGCCCCGACGCGUGUCUUGAUGUCUAUAGCCCGGUCACGGACGAGAAUGGCGUGACGUAUCCGAACGAGUGCUCCAUGCAGGCGGCCAAGUGCAAGGGCGAGAAGAAGGACGAGAACAUUCUGGACGAGUACAAGCGCAUCUACGGAAAGUCCUUCGGCGCCUCGCGCGGCGUCGACGACGACAGCAACACGGACGACUCCGCCAGCGACGAGUCUGACAGUAACGAGAGAAAGGUCACGGACGGAAGUGCCCCCAAGUCAUACUGCCCCAACAUCCUGUGCCCCGCCGUGUACCAGCCCGUUUCCGACGAGAACGGCAAGAUGUACCCCAACAAGUGCGCCAUGGAGGCUGCCAAGUGCAAGGGCCCCCGUGAGAACGUUCUGGCCAAGUACAAGCGCAUUUACGGCCGCUCGUUUGGAGCUUCGCGUGACACUGGCGACGAGGCCGACGAUGAGGACGACGACGCUGCUACCAAGUCCGAGAAAUCGGAGAAGUCGGAGAAGAGCUCCAAGUCCGAGAAGAGCUCCAAGUCGGAGAAGAAGUCGCACGCCAACGGCAGCACUAUCGGCCAGCUGUACGACGACAACUCCGACGCCGGCACCAUUGGCGGUGACAAGCCCAAGCCCAGCAAGAAGUGCGCGGACGCGUGCCCGGACAUCAUGAACCCUGUCUGCGGCUCGGACGGCAUCAAGUACUCGAAUCCGUGCGAGCUCAAGAUCGCUGCGUGCAAGCACCCGGGCCAAAACAUCGUGGAGGACGAGUCCGCGUGCUCC
This is a messenger RNA of Phytophthora sojae, 774 nucleotides long. RefSeq names its product Kazal-like serine protease inhibitor domain-containing protein. Gene Ontology annotation, molecular function: protein binding. The annotation marks the transcript as partial. Lineage: Eukaryota; Oomycota; Peronosporomycetes; Peronosporales; Peronosporaceae. The transcript has a single exon. The record is from RefSeq and is a predicted model, not a curated record.